AAACCUUACGCGGAUUUUUCACAUAAGAGGUGAAAUCCACAGCUGAUCUCCGCGGAUUUACAAGCUGGGAAACUUUAGUUAAUUCGAAAUGUUUGCAUAAUACUUUAUAAGAGCCGGACUGGCUGUUUAACAAUGCGUCUUCUCAGGGGUUGAUGCUGUAAUGUUUCGUAUUGUCGUGUGUGAUUUCAGUGAUGCCCUGCGCGCGGCUCUUGCUGCAGCGCUCUCACGCGCUCUACAGACGCACUGUCAACACAUGGUCAGCUGUUGGAGCAGCUUUUAAUGUUCAGCACCAACGACUGGAACAUUUGAAGAAAAAUGUGGGUCUGUUUGGAGUAUCAGAGCUCAGCAGUCCUGCCGGUUUCCAGAUGGCUCUGUGUCAGGCUCUCAGGGAAGCAGAGUUUCUGGUCCACAGGGCUUGCACACAUCCUCCUGGUGCCGUCACUGUGGAAACCUUUGACCAGCUGUCUGACAGCUUAUGCAAAGUGGCAGACCUGGCAGAUUUCAUCAAAGUGGCUCAUCCGGAUGCUGCGUUCCGGGAGGCAGCGGAAAAGACCUGUGUUGAUAUCGGAACUGUUGUGGAAAUACUCAAUACAAAUGUUGAUUUGUGUCAGAGCCUGAAGAAUUUGCUGGAAAACGAGGCUGUUUUGGCCACACUAGACCCAGACACAAGGAGAGUGGCAGAGCUCUUCAUGUUAGAUUUUGAGAUCAGUGGAAUACAUCUGGAUGAAUCGAAGAGGAGCAAGGUUGUCGCUCUGAAUGUGAAGCUACUGGAUCUUUACAAUGAGUUUUUGAGCGGCUCUCAGCUUCCAAAUGCCAUAGAGAAGCAAGUUCUACCAGAGCACAUCCGCCACUGCUUCUCUAUAGACGGGAACCGCGUUCAAAUCGGUGGCUUGCAUGCUGACUCUCCUAAUGAGCUGGUGCGGGAAGCUGCGUAUAAAAUAUUUCUGUACCCCAACACUAGUCUCUUGCUUUGUCUGGAUGAGCUUUUGGCUUGUAGACAUGAGCUGGCAACGUUAGUGGGCUAUGAGUCAUUUGCACACAGGGCUUUGAAAGGAACAAUGGCUAAAAACCCAGAGAAUGUGAUGAAGUUUUUGAAGUUGCUGACAGAAAAACUCUCUGACAGAACAUCAAAGGACUUCAUGAUGAUGAAAGAAAUGAAGAAGAAAACACACUCAACAAAUCCUGAAGUGAUGCCGUGGGAUCAUGCGUACCUCAGCGGUGCCAUACGAACAGAAAAGUUUAACAUUGAUCCCAGCGUCUACAGUCCGUACUUCUCUCUUGGUGCUUGCAUGGAAGGACUCAACCAUCUCUUCACGCAGCUUCUGGGCGUUUCUUUCCAAACGGUGCAGCCGAAGAUGGGUGAACUGUGGAGCGAAGAUGUUCGAAAGCUGGCCUUGGUCCAUGAAACAGAGGGACUGCUGGGAUACAUCUACUGCGAUUUCUUCCGUAGACCUGAUAAACCUCACCAGGACUGUCACUUCACCAUCCGCGGUGGUCGGCUGAGGGAUGAUGGUGUUUACCAGCUGCCAGUUGUGGUGCUGAUGCUGAGUCUACCUCCACCCAGUGGCAAAACCCCAUCUCUGCUCACCCCCUCCAUGGUGGAAAACCUGUUUCAUGAGAUGGGACAUGCUAUGCACUCCAUGUUAGGCAGGACACGCUAUCAGCAUGUCACAGGAACCAGGUGCCCCACAGACUUUGCUGAAGUCCCUUCUAUUCUGAUGGAGUAUUUCGCCUCAGAUUAUCGGGUUGUAAGCCAGUUUGCACGUCACUAUCAGACUGGAGAGCCCCUCACAGAGAACCUGGUGUCCCAUUUAUGCGAGUCUAAGAGGGUUUGUAAUGCUGCUGACACUCAGCUACAGAUUUUCUAUGCAGCUUUGGAUCAGGUUUAUCAUGGAAAACCACAAUAUAGAUCAACCACUGACAUCCUCAGAGAAACGCAGGAGAAAUUUUACGGGUUACCAUAUGUUUAUGACACAGCUUGGCAGCUGAGAUUUAGUCACCUGGUUGGCUACGGCGCGAAAUAUUACUCCUACCUCAUGUCCAGAGCGGUUGCCUCUAUGGUCUGGAGGCAGUGCUUUCUACAGGACCCCUUUAGUAGAAUGAUGGGAGAGCGUUAUCGCAGAGAGAUGCUCGCUCAUGGAGGUAGUAAAGAGCCUAUGCUGAUGGUCCAAGGAAUGCUACAGAAGACCCCUACCAUUGAAGACUUUGUUGAUGCACUAGUACUGGACCUUGAUGCAAAUUUAAAAUCCCCAGUUUAGUAGACCAUCAUAAAGGUCCUCAUUUUUUUCAGUCUCAUACACCAGGUAUCACCUCACUUUGUCUUGCUGCCUUUUAAGCCUUAUUAAAAUGUGAAGAGAUAUGAAAA
This is a messenger RNA of Megalobrama amblycephala (Wuchang bream), 2365 nucleotides long. RefSeq names its product mitochondrial intermediate peptidase b (gene mipepb). The record is from RefSeq and is a predicted model, not a curated record. The transcript has 19 exons. Lineage: Eukaryota; Metazoa; Chordata; Actinopteri; Cypriniformes; Xenocyprididae. Gene Ontology annotation, molecular function: metalloendopeptidase activity. The coding region runs from base 192 to 2258 and encodes 688 amino acids. Gene Ontology annotation, cellular component: mitochondrion. Gene Ontology annotation, biological process: peptide metabolic process.